ACUCGCCAUUCGACCUGGAGGAGCUGCUUCAGUUCAGCCUUCAACAGUCGAAUUACCCCGGCCCCUUCCUUACUCUUCCGCCGCUGCUUCGCGGCAACGUAGCCCCCACCUCUCCCCGCGCCCGCCCGCCCUUUCCGGCGGAGCUGUAACUAAGACUGGCUCCAUGCACGCAGUAUUAGCUGAUAGGGCUUCACCGGCACUGAAAUCCCUUCCUCGAAGUAUCCUGUGCUCGAAGAAUCCCUUCCUCUCCAUCGCCGCAGAAGGUAUUUCCUCCGCUUCAGCUCCCAUUGGCGCGGAGCCCACUUCACGUCGCAAUCGGAUCGAUCACCUCUACAUCUCUCGGAUUCUUUCGAGAAAGGACUGGUCUUUGCUCCUAAACUCCGAGUUGAAGGCCAAGAGGAUCCUCCUCACUCCUCACUCCGUCGUGAGCAUACUUCAAAAUCAAGAAAACCCAGCAUACCCGUUGAAGUUUUUCGUUUGGGUCUCAAAUAUCGACCCUUUGCUCGCUCGGGAUCAGUCGGUUCGAGCCAUCCUGGCGAGAGCCUUUUGCAGGAAAGGCCCUGUCGUGCUAUCUCCUGAGCUGCUUCAGGAUAUGAGGAACUCGGGGUAUCGGUUCACGGAAGAUUUGCUAUGCAUUCUGAUUGGCAGCUGGGGGAGAUUGGGAUUGGCAAAGUACAGUGAUGAAGUUUUCGGGCAGCUUUCGUUUCUUGGGUUUUCGCCGACCACUAGGCUGUACAACGCUAUUAUCGAUGCGCUGGUGAAAUCGAACUCGCUCGAUAUGGCUUAUUUGAAGUUCCAGCAGAUGGCAGCAGAUAAGUGUAAGCCUGAUCUUUUCACGUACAACAUACUCAUACACGGAGUCUGUCGGGCGGGUGUGAUGGACGAAGCUCUCCGUUUGGUCAAACAGAUGGAGGCAACGGGAUAUUUCCCGAAUGUCUAUACAUACACUAUACUUAUCGAUGGGUUUUGUAACGCAAAGAUGGUUAGUGAAGCCUUCAGGAUUGUGGAGACAAUGAGGAAGAGGAAGGUAUACCCAAGUGAAGCGACUGUGAGGUCGUUAGUUCACGGAGUGUUCCGUGCUGUGGAUAAGGAGGAGGCAUUUCGGUUGUUGUUGGAUUUUAUGAUAAGGGAACCCGUCUUGCCUAAAGUGGCCUAUGAUACGCUAGUGUAUUGCCUCUCAAACAAUUCCAUGGCAAAAGAAGUUGCUUUUCUUUUGAGUAAGAUGGGGAAGAGAGGCUAUGUUCCUGAUGGAGGUACUUUUAAUAUCGCGCUGGUCUGCCUAAUCAAGGGUUUGGAUCUAAAUGAAGUCCUUGAGAUAUUAGAGGGUUUUACCAGCCGAGGAUUGAUUCCUGGGUUCAGUACUUUUCUCAUGCUAAUUGAAGUAUUGUACAGAUCAGGAAGAACUGUGGAUGGUGAUCGAUACUUUGCUCAGAUGAUCGAGCACGGACUUGUGUCAAAUGUUGUCUCUUAUAAUAUGGUGAUCGAUUGCUUCUGCAAAGCUAAACUGUUGGAAAGGGCAGUUGAUAUUCUCAGGGAGAUGCAUCAUAAGGGUGUUGUGCCGAAUCUCAUUACCUUUAAUACUCUUAUAAGUGCGUAUGCUAAGGGCGGUAAGAUAAACGAGGUCCGCAAUAUGUUAGGGAUGCUUUUUGAAUUUGGAUUGAAACCCGAUGUUGUUACUUUUAGUGCUGUAAUUGAUGGCCUAUGUAGAGUGAACCGAGAUGAGGAUGCAUUAAGUUGUUUCAUGGAGAUGGUGGAGUGGGGUGUUGCCCCUAAUUCAAUCACAUACAAUACUUUGAUACGCUCCUUAUGUAUCACUGGAAAUGUAGGUAAGGCACAGGAACUUCUUAGACAGAUGCAAGAAAGUGGCAUUGACCCUGAGGUCCUCUCUUUCAACUCUGUCAUUCGAAGUUACUAUACGAUGAAUAAGAUUGAGAAGGCAGAGAAGAUUGUUUAUUCAAGGUCAAGAUUGGGUUUGAAUCCCAGCAGUAAUCCACAUGUCUCUGAAAGCAAAUAACCAAGUGACUUGAUUCAGGAUCAUCUAGUUCAGUAGCAUAGCUGACAUGAGGCAAGAGGUGCAUUCACAAGAUGAAAAGAAAGAGGAAUCCAUUCAGCUUAUGAUCUUGUCUUUUCGAGGGAAGAAGAUUAUUCGAACUGAUCAGAUAGGUCACAUUGGUGUGCUUCAGUGAGCAUGUAACUAAUGCUGUCCUCAGUGCUGAUGUGGCUUUGAAGGACAGAAAGGUAAUAAAAAUGGACAUGUUGACUGUGACCUUACCGUUCUGAGAGGAGGAUGAGUUCGCUGUUGUUGAGAGCAAGAGCAAGUUAUGGAAGCUGUAAAUUAUGAAAGCACCUUCUACUGGAAUUUCUCGGAUGAUGGACUAUAUCACAAAAUUCAGUUUGGAAGCAAUUAUGAAGUGAGUGCCUUUUAUGGUCGAAAAGGUCCAGAGGAAUGGAAUACUAACCGCUGCAACAUCUAUUUAUGAUAUUUUUGUCGGCAAGGUCAUCGCUAGACAGAUCGUCCACUUUCCAGAAAUGAAUUUCCGUUGGCAGGAAGAAGCUUGAUUUGGUCUUGGAAAGUGGCGUCCGGCUAUCCAUCUCAAAGCAAUGAAAGGUUUGCCACCAUAUUACUAUUGGGAGCAUGAAUAAUAAGGUUUACUACUGCAUGUCAUCAUAUCCGAAGGACUAUUUCUACGUUGUCCUAAAAACAAAGCGGAUCUAAUCUGCGAAAAAACGCUUUCAAAAUUGUCAUAUUCGAAAUGAAUAUAGUAUGGAUCACUGUAUGUUGGACUGAAUUGUGAAGGGUAACUUUGAAAAACCACACAGAAAGAGGAAGCCAGAAGGGGUUGAGUGCCAAAAAUCAGCCAUGAUCUGUAAGAUUCUGUUGACGCUGUACCAGUUUUUUCGACUCUGCAACAUCUCUAAGUUGUUUCAGGUGUUUUCCAUGGAAAAUUGCGUGGCAAGUUCAUGUUUAUGUCAAUUACUUACCGUGCACGUGAUUACAAAUACUUGGUAUUCUACCUUAGAAGUUUAUGAUCCACUUCGGUAUAUAUUACAAUUGUGUACUGAUGAUGAUUCUAGUGUCGUUUUCUAAGCUGAAAUAAGUUCUAUA
This is a messenger RNA of Punica granatum (pomegranate), 3106 nucleotides long. NCBI's taxonomy places the organism in Eukaryota, Viridiplantae, Streptophyta, Magnoliopsida, Myrtales, Lythraceae. The record is from RefSeq and is a predicted model, not a curated record.